This is a messenger RNA of Papilio polytes (common Mormon), 2770 nucleotides long. RefSeq names its product F-box only protein 25. Gene Ontology annotation, cellular component: cytoplasm; SCF ubiquitin ligase complex; nucleus. The transcript is spliced from 9 exons. The record is from RefSeq and is a predicted model, not a curated record. Gene Ontology annotation, molecular function: protein binding. Gene Ontology annotation, biological process: protein ubiquitination. Lineage: Eukaryota; Metazoa; Arthropoda; Insecta; Lepidoptera; Papilionidae. Bases 104 to 1177 code for a protein of 357 amino acids.
GACCGUCGAAUUGGAAUUGCCGUCAAUUCCUGUUUCGCGUUGUUGGUGGUUGCUUGUUCGUCGAGGUAGUGCGCACGAACUUUGUUUUUGUGUUAAAAAUAAUAUGCCUUUUAUAUCCAAAGACUGGCGAUCGCCAGGCGAAGAAUGGGUGAAAACUGAAGAAGGAUGGGAAAAGAAAAAAGUGCUAGAGUGCACAGCACCGAGAUAUGCUGCUAUAUCUAACUUUAAUAGCAUGGAAGAGAAGCAACAGAAAUGGAUGCAAGAAGGAGAAGGUGACAAAAACACAUCAGAUACAGUGGCCCGAAUCCCUCCGCAUUGUCACAUCACUAUUAAAUGCACCAGAGAGAUCGCAGGUUUCAACGGUCUGUCAGAAGCGGUUCGGCGACUGGAUUUCUCAUCAGCUGUGCGCGAUGUUCGCCGCUUUAAUUACAUCUGCGCGCUCCUCGAGCUACUCCUGGGCGGACAAAGACUGACGCACCUGCCCGGCGCCGCGCAGAAACUGUUGCUAUCCAUGUUGGAACAAUUAGCCGAUCACGUGGCGACGUCGCAGCACAAUCCGGAGGCGCUGCGCGCGCUGGCGGCGGCGCUGGGCGGCGCGCGCGAGGCGGAGCGGCGCGCCUGCUGGGGCCGGCCGCUCGGCUCGCGCGCGCUCUGGCGGCACCACGACCGCGCCAUCGCACGCAUCACGCGCAUCGCACAGGACAUACGUAUACCUGAGCCGGGGCCGGAGGUGGUGCCCAAACUUCACGACAUGCCAGAGGAGUGCAUCCGAGAGAUAAUGCUCCGGAUAUCUGAUCACAGGGACUUAGAUGCGGCGUCGUCCGCGUGGAGCGUGAUGGCGGGCGUGUGCUCGGAGCGGCGCGUGUGGCGCGAGCUGGUGCUGUUCCACUUCACGCCGCAGCAGCUCGGCGCGCUGCUCGCCGCCGGACAGACCGACGUCGACUGGAAGAAGACCUUCCACCAGCUCAGGAAGCUGUACGGUCUGCGCGAGGAGGUGCAGUUUGCAGAGACAUUGUCCCUGUGCCGCCACUGCAAGUGCCUCUUCUGGCGCUCCCUCGGACAUCCCUGCAUCGCAGACCAGUGUCCGGAGUACCGCGAACGCUUGAAGGAGGCGGGCGGGCCGCUGCCGCCGCACCCCGUGCCGCCCGCAGCCUUCCUCAAGUUCUUCUCGCUCUAAAUCACAACGGAAAAUGACCUCUGUGUCUAUCGCGGUACGGCAUAAACUCAAUAAACUCAUCUAUUUGAAUGCACUAUUCCAAAUCGUCCAUAAUGGUCUUUGUAAUGGAUUCAAGUUGGUAUUAGAUGAGAAAAAAGUUUCAAAAUGAAAAGUACAGGCAGCUAAUAAAUUCUUCGAUUUGUUAAAAAAAAUAAACAGGGAAUUUAUAGUCGUUGAGUUUGGUAGCAUUAGCUACAAGGCUUUUGGCCACGACGAAAAAAGAAAUAAACGUCUUUGCGAUCUUACUAUUAUUUUUAAUAAUUUUUACUGUUCCUUUUUAUAUUAGGUGUGUGUUGAUAAUAUUAAAAACGUAUCACAAUGAGUGUCUUGCAAGUGACUUAUAAAUGUUUUUGUGUCGUAAAAUGUAUUAACUAUAUUGUAGACAUUUUAUGCUUUGAAAAUACCAGUGUUGUACCAAAAUUCAUUUUUAAUAUUGUAUUAAGUUUAAUUUAAUAUGUGUAGCAAUUUGUUAUGAUUUCCAAGUCCUUUUAUCCUGGAACCAUAUAAGUAUUGAUUGUUUUGUGAUAUUUUUUUCCUACAAUAUGAGUUUUUGUGUUUAAAUGUAAUCGUUUUUCAGUUGAUGUUAUUAAAUAAUUGCAAAAUGGUCUUAUAUAUUGGACUGGAUAUGGGCAACUUUUUAUUAAAUUUUGCAAUAAGACUGGCCAUUAUCAAAUUCACUGCCAACAAUAUUGCUUGCUGUAUUUUAUUUACGCAAAUAAAUUUAUAAAAUGUCUGUUUUCUAUACUAUCCAGCAUCUCAAUUUACUGUAUUAAAAAUAGAUUCCUUUAGAAAUCCACAAGUUUCCAAAAUUUCAUAGUUUUUUUUUUUGUUUGUAUAUUAAUAUUGGCAGUUAUUAUACUAGAUAUUGUAGGUUUAAAAUACUAUUAAAUAUUCUGUAAUGAUAUAGUGAAAGUAGUUGUAGCUUGUAGUUGUUAAAUGCCUUAAUGAAAAAUGUAUCAUGUCUUUUAUGAUUAAAAAAAAGAAAAGUCUAUGGUUUUAAAAGAUUUCAUAUUAAAGACUUCAUCUUUACCCAAUACAUUAAGAAUUGUAAUAGUAGUAUUAUAAAAUAUUUAAAUUGGUUUAAAUGAUAAACAGGAAAUGUAAAGAAAAUAUUAGACAGAAAAUAUAGGAGCAACAAUUUUUCCAUGAAUACAUUCAAAGAAAGCAAUAUUUUUAUAAAAACUGGUUACCAUAAAUUGUGGAUAACAUUCAUUGCCUGGCAAGGCCUAACAAGAAUUAAAAAAAAAAACUUUUCUGUCCAAAUCUAUUUAAUUAAGUCUGACAAUUUAAUCUUAAACUGUUCUCCAUAUUGUAGAGUAGUUGUUUAUAUUGUGAUAUGUUAAGAUAAAUAUGACAUUACCUUUUAAGUGUUUGAGUCUCAAGAAGCUAACAUUAUGAUAAGGUAUAUAAUUGAAUGCAGCUUUCUCACAAGUAGUUCAUUUUUAGUUAUCUGUGAUGUAUUUUUUUGUUUUGUGCAAUGGAAUUGUUUUUGAACAUAUGUUUGUGUGUUCAUUCUUUAUGGAUGUAUUUUUAAUAAAGUUAUUUUAAAUACAG